This is a messenger RNA of Bursaphelenchus okinawaensis, 3412 nucleotides long. The record is from the annotation of a GenBank genome assembly. NCBI's taxonomy places the organism in Eukaryota, Metazoa, Nematoda, Chromadorea, Rhabditida, Aphelenchoididae.
AUGUACGACAAAGUCCACGGUAAGUGUUCGUAUGUUGGUGAUUUUUAAGUUUGAGCGUCUUGAAGCCUUGAGGAGCUUAGAGGGUGGGAGGGGUAGUGAGACUUUGAACUUUAAGGGUUGGCAAGGGGUGGUAUGGCUUCGAAUAGUUAAUAUAGGCUAUAAGGUUGUUCAGAUAAUCCUGUGCUCCCUCUUAAAGCAUUUUUAGGAGUUAGAGGCUCAGGAUUAUUUGAAAAACACAGUAAGGUUAAAAAGGCGUUAACGGAGGACUUAAACUUAAAAAAUUAGUUAACACGUAUUUAAAAUGGCAUAAAAUACAAAAAAGGCUUCACAAGUUAAAAGUUUUAAUAAGGCUUCAAAAUGGCUUAAAAUAUGUUUUUUUAAAUUUAUAGUUUUGUCUGUAUUCAAAGGUAUUGUAACAUAUAAUUAUGUUCUGACACGUAUACAAGCUACUGUAAUAUAUAAUUUUAAUUAAUAUUUUUAAACAAUAACAUAGUUAUGUUUUGAUACGAUAAUAUAUGUUAUUAUAUUCUACUGAUUUCUAAAAUGGAUGAUAUUACAGCUGUCGAGAAUGGACUGACCACUAAAGGAAAGGACACCAAACUCGACCAAAGGUAAGCAAAGUUUCAUUUUCAAUUUGAAAAGUUGUUUAAAUAGUGUUGCGCCUUUUAACACUGAAAAUUUGCUUUGAGAGGGAGCACAUAAUUAAUUGAACAACUUAACAAAAAAAUAUUUGUAAAAAUUAAAUUUUUUUUAAAAAAUGUGCAGUUUUGAGCGUUCGACUGGUGUUAUUUUAUGAAGGUAGCUAAUAUUUUUUGGCUAGAAAUUUCAGUUUCAUAUAAAAAAAUUUUAGGUAGGGAUACUUUUCUUCCUGGUUCAGGUAUAUAAGUAUGAAAGUAGACAAUAACACUCCUUUAGGUAUAAACAUGUCUGUCCGUUUCUACGCAUAAUAUGUAAAUAAAAGGGCAUAUUAUGUUCCCAUUAGCAUUCUUGUAACUUGGCUUCUAAUUACCGUACUCUUUUGACUCUUUGCUUUCGAAAGGUUCAGGUAUAUAACGCUUGAUACUUCUCUGUAUGUUGAACAUGGUUUUUCACUUCCUUAUAAAAACUAAUUGUUGUUGGGCCUUUAAUAAUAAAAAACUAUUUUCUGGUAAACCUUUUAGUAUUCUGGCAAAACUGGUAACAUGGCUAUACCUAUUGAAGAUAUUAAAGCAAUCUUCACUAAACCUGAAGCUACUAAAACUUUGAAAUCAAGCAGUACAAAGGCUAUUUCUGAUACUUUUUCUAUAACAAGUUAUAUUAGUUGUAAACACUCAAACUGCAACAACCUUACGCCUUCAAAUUUACUGCCUUUAACCUCUACUAAACCUACUGUAACUUUUAGUAAUGGAUGGUCAAAGCCAACAGACGAGAAACCUCAGACUGAGCACGAUGAAAGCCGUCUGUCUUUUACCUUACAGUCUUUUUUCCCAUUUUUACUGGCUGGAUUUGGCAUGGUGGCAGCUGGGAUCUUACUGGACAGAGCUAGCAGUUGGUACUUUUUAACUGAAGUGCCUGAAGCACUAAUCAUGGUACCGGCUUUGUUAGGGCUAAAGGGCAAUUUGGAAAUGACUUUGGCUUCACGGUUGUCUACUAUGGUAAGUUUUGAGGUUUUUGGUGAUUUUAAAGGAUUUUUUGACGAAAUGUUUGAAAAAUGACAUUUUUAAAUGAAACGUAAAAUAUAACUUUCAUGUUUUAACUUACAGUACACCUUGUUAUUUUAACAAUCCAAAAAUGUCACUUCCAGGCAAACCUCGGCUUAAUGGACACAAGAAAACAGCAGAUAAUGACAUUGAUUAGCAAUAUUGCACUAGUCCAAGCUCAAGCUAUUGGAGUAUCUUUGGCCGCGUCAUUCUUGGCCAUAGUAACAAGCUUGAUCGAAGGGUAUACGUUCAGUUGGCCUAGGGUAGUGUCCUUGAUGUUGAUUGCUAUAUCUACUGCUUCAAUCGCUUCUCUGAUAUUAUCUACAGUCAUGGUUGUAUUGGCUAUUGUGGCUAGGAAAUGGAAGAUCAAUCCUGACAAUGUUAGCACACCUAUCGCCGCCAUGUUGGGGGAUAUUACUACGUUGGCUUUUAUGGUAUGUUAAUUGCAUAAACUUGUAGUAGUACAUAUACUUAGAACUAUAUUUACAUUUAACGUUGUAGUACAAUGUAUGUUUAUACGUACGUUUAUUGUACUAAAAUAUAGCUUUAGAUAAUAAAACCGACUUUUUCAGAUCCUCCUCGGCACAGUGCUAACUCAAACCUCAGAAAGCCUCUUCAUUUUCCAACUCAUCCUCCUAAUAGUAUUCGUCCUAUCUACAGUAAUAUGGGCCCUAGCUGCCUCUAAAAACCCAGCAACAUACGAAGUACUAAAGCAUGGUUGGUAUAUCAUCAUAUUGGCCAUGGUCAUCAGUUCUUGUGGUGGCUAUGUUCUAAAAAUGGCCAUGACUCACUUCAGUUCACUAGCCGUCUUCCAACCGGUCGUUAAUGGCGUGGGCGGGAACUUGGUAGCUGUGCAGGCUAGUAAGAUAUCUACAUAUCUUCACAGGCAUGGUAAAAAAGGAGUGUUGCCUCAGAAAACGGUAGCCACUUAUGUUUCACCGCUACGGACUUUUGCUUUGAAAGGUGGGUUUGGGUGGGGUAAUGUUGUUGUAGAUAGUAAAAGAUAUUAUUUGUUGGCAGUUUGUUGAAAAAUUAAUGAGCCAUGCUUUAUAGAAAAUUUUUUAAACUUAAUAUGCAAUAUUUCAGAAGAAGAAUCCGUUCACGCUGUAUUGUUGUUGUUAAUGAGUAUUCCUGGACAUUCCAUCUUCCUUACCGUAAUCUCCUUUGUUGAACUUGGUGAUACCUACGAUUGGCAGUUCUACAUUGCUUAUGUUAUCAUUGGCAUGACUCAGGUACGUUUGUUUAAAAAAAUUUAGCUAAAGUAUUGUGUCGUAUGUUGGCAUGUUUAAAUUUACAUAUUAUGUUGUUCAAAUAAUUUUGUGCCUCUUUUUAAAGCAGCUUUUUGGGGUUAAAAGCACAGAGUUACUUGGAAAACGUACAUAUUGUGUAAUUGGCACAUUACACACACUAAAACACAAUUUUUCGUUUUUUAAUAUAAUAUUAUUUUAUGCAUAUCACGACAUAAACUUUAUACCUAUAACAAUAUAUAAAUGUAACUUCUAUUUUAGGUAUCAAUCCUCUUGUACAUAUGUCAGCUAUCUUGUAGAUUAAUGUGGCGAUACAAACUGGAUCCCGACAACAAUGCCAUUCCUUUAUUGACAAGCUUGGGAGACCUGAUUGGUACUUCACUACUGUUCACAAUGUUUUUAGUUCUAAAUCAUAUCGUUCCUAACGUGAUUUUGUCGCUUGAAAGUGAGGAAAUCCCGCUGAAUCAGGACCUCAUGGUAACAUAA